Apis laboriosa (Himalayan honeybee) is the source of this 2177-nucleotide messenger RNA. RefSeq lists its product as uncharacterized. Lineage: Eukaryota; Metazoa; Arthropoda; Insecta; Hymenoptera; Apidae. The record is from RefSeq and is a predicted model, not a curated record. Bases 1017 to 1700 code for a protein of 227 amino acids. The transcript has 2 exons.
UUUAGUGUAUACGUCAAGAAUAUUUUCUUGUUAACUAGAAAAAAAAAAUAGCUGGUGAUUUAACGGUGAAUUCGUUCAAUUCUUUCUCGUUAAAUGAAAAGCACAGCCAACAGGGAUAUGGCUAUUGUCAGCUCGCAAACAUCGAUCGAAAAUCCAACUAACACUAGCAAACUUUUGGCCAAUUCAGCGAGGCGAAUUGCUGAAAACGCAUCCACUAAUUCCCUUCGUCCCCUUUUCACAAAUCUCUUGUUUGCUUAAAUGUAGCCCUGUACAAUGGCCCAGGAGAGUGCACGAACAUUUCGAUCGUGCACUAUUUUUGCCACGUUUUACAGAUUGUUUCUAGCUCCAUUUUCAAAAUUGCUUUAGCUCCAAUAAUGGAAUAUUUAGAAAAAUAUAAUGUGGGUAAUAAUAGAUUAUACCAAACAAUGGGAUUUUUUUUCGAAUUCAAUAUUUGACAAAUACAUAUACUCUAUUUAUUUUUUAUUCAUAUUAUAUAUCUGGAUAAUCGUCUUGUAAAUUUCCCUAAUCUCUUUUCUGUGCAUUUUGAAAUAAGGAAAAUCAGAAAGGAAAUUUAUUUAAUUUUUGUUUAUUUAUAUUUUUUACUCUUUCGACUUUCUUGAAACGGUAAUUAAAAAUUGUAAAUUAUUUUGCAAGUAAAUCAGAAACAGAAUUAUAACAGAAAUAGAGGAAAACAUUAUUAUUAUCUUUGCUAAAAUUUUUUGAUAUUGAAAUAUAUUUAAAAAAAAAAUAAAAAUUUCUGUAUAUAUAUAUCGCAAAAUUGAAUUUCACGAGAAUCUCUCGUAAAAGAAAAUUCCUGUUAUGAAUUGACGACAGAAAAAUCGAGAAGGAAUAAAGAUUGAUAAGAUGCCAGAAAGCUUCUAGCUCUAUAUCGAUAGACACGGUGAAGAAAUUAUUCAAGAUAGUAUUUCUAUCGAUCUUUCAGUCACUCUCGGUUUGAAAGCUUAACAACACUCUAUAUUCAGUCAUACUACGUGCAGUAUAACGGGAUAUUAAUAAUGCGUAACGUAUCAUGUGAAUCGAUAGUGUAUCUAACAAUUGCAACGUACAUUCCUGGUUUUCAAAUGGUAAUCGUUUCCAACUUGCCUUCAAAUUAUGAUCUUGGGAAAAACGCAGCCUUAAUCGUUGCCUUGUACAUGUUUCUUGAAACAGUAGCGCAUACAUAUACAAUAAAUAUUUUAGAAAAAGCGUUAAUGUGUCAUUUGGCGGAAAAAUUAGCGGUAAACUCUCCUUACAAAGCCCGAAUCUCCGAAGUCUUGAUUUCUGUUCUUGCAAAAGAGGAUAAAAUUUUCAUCACCGAUGCACAAUCUCUUUAUUUUGAUCAAUACAAUUGGAACAAUAUCGAUGCCGAAUUGAUUCUCAUAGAAUUAAAUAUUCAAAGAAAUAAAUCAUCGGAGUGGCAUAUAACUAAGACACAAUACGAAGAAAUCAUGACAGUGAUGAACACGCAAUCCCGAUGGCGUACCCAUCCAAUUGGCAUGUCAAUGAUAAAAUAUUUAUUUCCGGAAAAAACGAUAAAAAUGAUUCAUGAUGCGAUUGAUAAGGAUAAAAGAAUAACAAAAAUGGGUUGCGCAAUUCGAGAGGAACAGUGGGAAAAACUGGGUAGGAUAUCAUCAAAUGGUUUGAUAUAUUAUAUAACUUGUUUUCCAUUAUAUAGUAUUAAUAAUUGUAUAAGCAAAUAGUAUAUAAUUGAUAUAAGCAAGUAUAUUUUACAUAGAUUGUUAAAACAUUACAUGAGACAUAGAUACAAUAUAUUAUUUAGGCUGUAGCUUUUUUUUUAAAUAUAUAUAUAUUUAUAUAUUUUGUUUUAUAUAUAUAAUAGUAGGUCAUAUCUUUUUAACUUUGAUUAGUAUGUUUCAAAAAUUAGUUUAUUUAGGUACCGCAUAUUUCUUUGAAAGCAACUUAGCUUUUUUUUUUUUACACAUUUAUAUGCAAAUUUCGAUUCAAUAUUUAUAUUGUGUAUAUUAUAGGAGAGCUUUUGUGGGAAAAUCACCGAUCUGUGUGUAAAUACUUGAAUUUCUUAUCUGACGAUAUUAAAAAUAUCGAGAGUACAUUCGGAAUUAUCGAGGGAGUUUUAGGAGCCAGCGUUAUCAAUUAUGGUACAGCUAUCGUAACAUUGGUAAUUUAAUUACUCUCUUUAAAACAAAACAUUUACUUUG